Messenger RNA from Brenthis ino (lesser marbled fritillary), 615 nucleotides. The record is from the annotation of a GenBank genome assembly. Lineage: Eukaryota; Metazoa; Arthropoda; Insecta; Lepidoptera; Nymphalidae.
AUGUCUGGUGAGCCAGAAGUAGCACGCACACCUGAAGAAGAGGAAACCGAAGAAGAAGAAAUCAAGUCUUCCUACAAACCACCUCCAGAGAAAACAAUUGAGGAAAUCCUAGCUGCUGACCAAGAAGAUGAAUCACUGAGAAAAUAUAAAGAGGCUCUACUCGGUCAAGCUCAAGCUGGAACUGUAAUAGUUGAUGCAAAUGAUCCACGUAAGGUGAUCGUGAAGAAGUUGGCGCUCUGCGUGACGGACCGGGACGACCUCGAGCUCGACCUCACUGGGGAUUUGACUGACUUGAAAAAACAGGUGUUUACAAUUAAGGAGGGCGUGCAAUAUCGGAUAAGAAUUGAUUUCAUCGUGCAACGUGAAAUCGUACACGGAUUGAAAUAUGUCCAGAAAACCUAUCGUUUGGGAGUGCCAGUGGACAAGAUGACUCACAUGGUGGGUUCUUAUCCCCCUAAAACCGAAAUCCAUUCUUACACCACCCCCCCAGAAGACGCGCCCUCGGGUAUGAUGGCCAGGGGGGCAUACUCAGUCAACAGUCUCUUUACGGACGACGACAAAAACGUUCACCUCCAAUGGGAAUGGAGCUUUGAAAUAAAAAAAGAUUGGAAAGAC